AUGAAGGGCUUCAUCGGUGGAAUCCCUGUGGCACUGCUGGCAGUUGCUGCCCAGGCUAAGUUUGCUGAACGUCAGGAGCAUGACUUCCACCCCCAGGCUGGUGGUACCGCCAUCGGAGGGCCUUCCGGAAAUGAUGACGAUGGGUUCGUUAGUCCAUACUCCGCCAGCAUCCAAACUGAGACGCACGUCAACCAGUGGAACAAGGAUGACCACUCUAUCAAGCUGAAGCACACGGAUGUGUACCCUGCCCCCCCGGUUCUGCCUGUGCCAUUUGAGCACCGCCGCCCUCAAGGGCCACAGGAGGGACCUUUCGAAAAAAGAAAGCGCAGUGCCCCAGGUGGCACUGCCAUCGGUGGCCCCUCCGGAGACGAUGAGGGCCAAAGCUUUGAGCUGUCUGUGACGGGUGUCUUCGACACAGAGGUCCACGAUGAGAACCAAGAUGAUCACUCCAUCGAUCUCAAGGAAAAGAACAUAUACCCUGCUGCUCCCGUCGUUGUGCACCCUCCCCCCCACUUUGGUGGACCCCCUCGUGGCGGCUACCGUGGACCUGCUGGCUCGCCAUCGGCUGGCUUCAACGCCCCAAGCCAGGGCUACGAGAAGCGAUUUGGUCCCCACGCAGGUGGAACUGCCAUUGGUGGUCCUUCAGGCAAUGACGGCGGACAGAGCUUCAGUCUUUCCACCAGCAUCGAGACUUCCGCAGAUGUUCACGAGCAUAACGAAGAUGAUCACUCCAUCGGUCUGACCCAUGAGGAUGUCUACCCUUAUCCUCAUGCCCAUUCCUUUUCUCCAUUCCGUCGUUCAGAAAAUCACGGCCCUCCUGGCCAUGGCGGCGCUCCGCCCGCUGGUCACUUUGAGCCUCACCCAGAGCCCCAUUACGAGCCUCACACUGAGGCGCACUAUGAGCCUCAUAACGAGCCACACUACGAGCCUCACCCUGAGCCUCACUUCGAGAACCACCCCGAGCCUCACUUUGAGAAUCACCCGGAGCCUCAUUACGCGCCUCACUAUAGCCCUACCUACGAGCCCCACUACGAGCCGCACACUACAUUUGAACACGAGCUCACCUCGUUGAAGAACAACAACAAUGGCCCUUCGGCUGGGAGCAUUGUCUUUGGUCGCAGAGGAUUCCCCGCCGGCCCUGGCCCUCACGUUGAGCCUCACCCCGAGCCUCACUUCGAGCCUCACUCUGGGACGCACUUUGAGCCUCACCCCGAGCCUCACUUCGAGCCUCACUCUGAGACGCACUUUGAGCCUCACCCAGAGCCCCAUUACGCGCCUCACCCCGAGCCUCACUUCGAGAGCAACCCCGAACCUCAUUUUGAGAACCACCCCGAGCCUCACUAUGACCCACACUACAGUCCUAGCUACACGCCACACUACGAGCCACACACUACCUUCGAUUCCGAGAUCACAUCAUUGAAGAACAACAACAAUGGUCCUGCUGCUGGAAGCAUCACGUUUCGUCGCCGCGCAUAUGCCCCUACCCGCGACGCUGACAUUGGUGGUGGCACUGCUAUUGGAGGUCCGUCAGGUGAUGACGAUGGUAGCGCCUUCUCUGCUCCCACCGACGUUGAUGUUACCAACGAUGUGGAUGAGCACAAUGAAGACAACCAUGCCAUCACGGGCGAUUUCACCCAUGUGCACCCUGACGGCCCAGCCGAAUACUCUGGAGAGGAUCAGGUCGAGGGCCCUCAAUGCGCUGCGCAGACUCAGGAUGUCGUCCACACUGUGACCAAGACCCAAUACAAAACUGCCGAGGCGACCCAUGUGGUCUAUCAGUCGGCUCCUGUCGUUGAAGCCAAUCUGAUUCCCGGCGACGCCCACGACCCCGAAUUUGUCGGCGCAGACGCCUACGCUCCCCCAGCUCCUGCUCGUUCUAGCGCCUCUCCUGAGAACCCCAUGUACCGAGCUCCUACUACCAAUAACCUGAACCCUACACAUGUGCCGAUGGCCGCCCCGUCUUCUGGAAGCAGCGCUGCCUACGCAAAUUAUCCCAAACCCUCCCCCGGUACUAAUUCCUUCGGGGACUACGCUCAGCCUUCCACCGGGGCCUAUCCUUCCGCGGACUACGCUCAGCCCUCCACUGGGGCCAAUCCUUCUGCGGACUACGCUCAGCCUUCCACUGGGGCCAAUCCUCGCGGACUACGCUCAGCCUUCCACUGGGGCCAAUCCUUUCGCGGACUACGCUCAGCCUUCCACUGGGGCCAAUCCUUCCGCGGACUACGCUAA
This is a messenger RNA of Penicillium digitatum Pd1, 2229 nucleotides long. RefSeq lists its product as uncharacterized. The record is from RefSeq and is a predicted model, not a curated record. Lineage: Eukaryota; Fungi; Ascomycota; Eurotiomycetes; Eurotiales; Aspergillaceae.